Messenger RNA from Thamnophis sirtalis, 315 nucleotides. Lineage: Eukaryota; Metazoa; Chordata; Lepidosauria; Squamata; Natricidae. The record is from RefSeq and is a predicted model, not a curated record.
GUGUUUUUCCCCCAUCAGUCACUUCCAUCCUACUCACCCACGGGUCAAGUUUACUCCGAGACGGAUUUGGUCACCUCUUCGCUGCCCCUGAUGGAGGAAGGAGCGCUUUAUUCGGGGUGGUUGACUCAGCCGCCCCCGGCCACAUUGCAACCUCUGACCCAAUGGACUACGGCCCCGGAUUACGUGUCUCACGAAGCGGUCAGCUGCCCUUACACGGCUGACAUGUUUGUUCAGCCGGUCUGCCCCAGUUACACCCUCGUGGGGACGUCCUCCGUGCUGACCUACACUUCCCAGCCACUCAUCACAAACUUUGCG